This is a messenger RNA of Alternaria ventricosa, 993 nucleotides long. RefSeq lists its product as uncharacterized. The record is from RefSeq and is a predicted model, not a curated record. The coding region runs from base 1 to 993 and encodes 330 amino acids. Lineage: Eukaryota; Fungi; Ascomycota; Dothideomycetes; Pleosporales; Pleosporaceae. The transcript has 3 exons.
AUGUCUGACUUUGAGAAUCCGCAAAGCCCUCCAGCGAAGUCCGUACCAAGUCUAUCCCCAUACGACCAGCGCAACCCCAGCUACUGGAUCCCCCGCUCUGGCGCCGCUCCGCCGGACAACAGCUUUUACCGAAACGCAACAAAGAAGGGCGUCCCAUCCACCCCAACUUUCGCAGUUGCAACCUUCCUACGCGGAUUUGACAUAGUACAAGGAGAGUUUUACAAACUCCGCGACCGCGCAAUUGGGCUUCUCCACGAACAUGACCUACUCCACACCGACCUGACCGGAUAUGGAGGAGCCCUUAACCUGGAUCAGGCUAUGAAAGACAUGAUGACACAUGAUGUGCUCGCAUCUAAGAUGCAUAUACCUGUCGCUUGGAGCAGGCAAAUGCUUCUCGGUUUGUUUGGAUAUGCGCAAAAGUGGUGGACUGACAGUCUUCUGAAGCAACCUAACAUGGCUGUUGGAUCAGACUAUCACUCUCUUGUGAACGCUUAUACCGACGUUCGACUUGUGCUCGAGAAAGACUAUUCAUAUCCCAAAUUCGAUGGAUAUUACCAGUUCCAACACUGGGCUGUGACUCUAUGGUACCGAAAUGAUGACGCCAAUCCUGCCGCCAGUACUCGACUUAGGGAUUUCAGUCUCCGAACCUUAAUGAACGGAUACGACACAGACACCAAGCCUACACCGACAGACAUGAACCUGGAAGAUAUAUCUUUCCAGUUGCUGAAGCUGAAACUCGGCAAGUUCAAAGCCAUCCGCGACAAAGGCCAAGAUGCAUCAGCAUACAUCGACGAAUUGGGAAUCUGCUAUGAAAUCAAAGACGAGGAUAGACUUGAUGUCAUAUACGACGACGAAACGUUCCAAUCAGCCAUCAUCGCAAUGAACACCCGGGAUGCCCUCAGCUUUGCCCGACAGCCAGAGCAGCGAUACACCAAACAAGAAGAGAAAGGCAACUUCACAGACACUUACACCAAGAAAGACGCAGAAGCAUAG